UCGCCAAAUACUGAAGCCGUCGGUCAGUCGUGUUGGGUGCCCGCCACUUGGUACAGUUUGACCAUCAGCUGUCAGUUCAUCGGCCGCUGGGAGCAGUUACCACAGGCACAGGGUUGUAUAUGUUGAAUUAAGAGGUCACUGUUUAGGUUUUAGGAAGAGGGGAAAUUAAGCACCCCGGUGAAGACUGUACAAUGACAGCUAUAGAAAUGCAAAUGCAAUACGACAGUUCGUAUAUGAUGACUGCUGUCGGGGAAUACAUGACCCAAGAGGACGACUGGGAUCGAGGUUUCUUCCUUGACCCGGCCUGGGAGAAGCAACAGCGGAAGACCUUCACUGCUUGGUGCAACUCUCAUCUCCGUAAGGCAGAGACACAGAUCGAGAACAUUGAGGACGACUUCAGAAAUGGACUUAAACUCAUGUUGCUGCUUGAGGUUAUCUCAGGUGAGAGGCUCCAGAGGCCAGACAAAGGCAAGAUGCGUUUCCACAAAAUCGCCAACGUAAAUAAGGCCCUGGAUUUUAUUACCAGUAAAGGAGUCAAGCUGGUCUCCAUCGGCGCUGAAGAGAUUGUGGAUGGUAACGUGAAAAUGACCCUUGGUAUGAUCUGGACCAUCAUCCUGCGUUUUGCAAUUCAAGACAUUUCAGUGGAGGAGACCUCUGCUAAGGAGGGCCUGUUGCUGUGGUGUCAGAGGAAGACUGCCCCUUAUCGGAACGUGAACGUCCAGAACUUCCACAUUAGUUGGAAAGAUGGCCUGGCUCUCUGCGCCCUCAUCCACAGACACAGACCUGACCUCAUCGAUUACUCCAAACUGCGCAAGGAUGACCCCAUGGGCAACCUCAACACUGCUUUUGAGGUGGCAGAGAAAUACCUUGACAUCCCCAAAAUGCUUGAUGCGGAAGACAUUGUCAACACUCCAAAACCUGAUGAGAAGGCCAUCAUGACGUAUGUGUCUUGCUUCUACCAUGCGUUUGCUGGAGCAGAACAGGCUGAGACAGCAGCUAACAGGAUCUGCAAGGUGCUGGCUGUGAAUCAGGAGAAUGAGAAGCUGAUGGAAGAAUACGAGAAACUGGCCAGUGAGCUUCUGGAGUGGAUCCAAAGGACCAUUCCCUGGCUGGAGAACCGUGUGGCGGAGCAGACCAUGCACGCCAUGCAGCAGAAGCUGGAAGAUUUUAGGGACUACCGUCGUGUCCAUAAGCCACCCAAGGUUCAGGAGAAGUGCCAGUUGGAGAUCAACUUCAACACUCUACAGACCAAGCUGAGGCUUAGCAACAGGCCUGCUUUCAUGCCCUCUGAAGGCAAAAUGGUUUCGGACAUUGCCAAUGCUUGGAAAGGUCUGGAGCAGGUAGAGAAGGGUUAUGAGGAGUGGCUGCUCACAGAGAUUCGUCGUCUGGAGAGAUUGGAUCACCUGGCUGAGAAAUUUAAGCAGAAGUGUACCUUGCAUGAAUCAUGGACCUCAGGAAAAGUGGAGCUGUUGACUCAGAAGGACUACGAGUCUGCCUCUCUGAUGGAGAUCCGUGCUCUGAUGAGAAAGCAUGAGGCCUCUGAGAGCGACCUGGCUGCUCACCAAGACCGAGUGGAACAAAUCGCUGCCAUUGCACAGGAACUCAAUGAACUGGACUAUUAUGACGCUGCCACCGUCAAUGCCCAUUGCCAGGGCAUCUGUGACCAGUGGGACAACCUGGGCACACUGACCCAGAAAAGGAGAGAAUCACUGGAGCGCGUGGAGAAGCUUUGGGAGACAAUUGACCAGUUGUACCUGGAGUUUGCCAAGAGGGCAGCACCUUUCAACAACUGGAUGGAUGGAGCUAUGGAAGAUCUACAGGACAUGUUCAUUGUUCACAGCAUUGAGGAGAUCCAGAUUUUGAUCACAGCUCAUGAGCAGUUCAAAGCUACUCUACCAGAAGCUGAUAAGGAGCGUAUGGCCAUCAUGUGCAUUCAAAGUGAAAUCGUGAAGAUUGCUCAAACAUACGGCAUCAAGGUGGUUGGUGAGAAUCCCUAUACUGUCCUCUCCCCUCAGGAUAUCAUCAACAAAUGGGAAGCUGUGAGGCAACUGGUUCCAAUGCGUGACCAGAUGUUGCAGGGGGAAUUGGCCAGGCAGCAGUCCAACGAGAGGCUGAGGCGCCAGUUUGCCGCUCAGGCCAACAUCAUCGGACCAUGGGUUUCCACCAAGAUGGAGGAAAUCAGUCAUGUGUCGAUUGACAUCACGGGUUCCCUAGAGGAACAGAUGGGCAAUCUGAAGACAUACGAACAGAACAUCAUCAAUUACAAAUCCAAUAUCGACACACUGGAGGGAGACCACCAGCUCAGCCAAGAGGGGCUUAUCUUUGAUAACAAGCACACCAACUAUACAAUGGAGCAUGUCCGUGUUGGUUGGGAGCAACUUCUCACCACUAUCGCCCGCACUAUUAAUGAAAUUGAGAACCAGAUUUUGACUCGCGAUGCGAAGGGCAUCAGUCAAGAACAGCUGAAUGAGUUCAGAGCCUCCUUCAAUCACUUUGACCGGAAGAGGAAUGGCAUGAUGGACCCCGAAGACUUCCGUGCUUGCCUGAUCUCUAUGGGUUACGAUCUGGUAAGUUCUAUUGGCCCUGGUGCUUCACUCAAAAAUCAACCAGUACUGCCCCGUAAAAACAUCUCUGAACAUGUACAUUUUCAUUUCUCUCAGGGUGAAGUUGAAUUUGCACGCAUUAUGACUCUGGUGGACCCCAACAACAUAGGAGUGGUUACCUUCCAGGCCUUUAUCGACUUCAUGACCAGGGAAACAGCUGAGACAGACACUGCUGAGCAGGUCAUGGCCUCUUUCAAGAUCCUGGCCUCUGACAAGGUGUACAUUACAGUAGAGGAGCUGAAGAGGGAACUGCCACCAGAUCAAGCCGAGUACUGUAUCAGCCGUAUGACCAAGUAUAUAGGCAGCGAUGCUCCCUCAGAUGCCCUUGACUACAUCUCAUUCUCCAGCGCCCUGUAUGGAGAAAGUGACUUGUAGGGCCUUUCCAGUCCUAUCUACCACCCACAACAUCCCCUAAACACCUUUCUCCAAAAUCAUGUCUGUCAUGAAACCCUUAACAUUUAACUUCGUCACAAUUGAUGUACGUUUUUUGGGCCUUGGUAUUAGGUGACGUAUACUGAUAAGUAAAAACCACUUUGAAUUGC
Messenger RNA from Misgurnus anguillicaudatus (oriental weatherfish), 3145 nucleotides. Lineage: Eukaryota; Metazoa; Chordata; Actinopteri; Cypriniformes; Cobitidae. The record is from RefSeq and is a predicted model, not a curated record.